UCUCUCUCUCUCUCUCUCUCCAUAUAGUGAUAUAUAAUAAGUAGCCAGAAUAGCUUUCACAACAUUAUAUAUUUUUAUUCAUUGAUCUCUUAGGCCCAGCAAUAUCUAGCCGAAAUUGGUUCGUUCAGCACUACAAAUUAAGUAGAAGAAAACCACAAGGAGAAGAAAUGGAGUUCCCUACUCUUUCGACAGUGGUUUCCUACCUAGCUCUUCUUGCACUGGUUUUCUUGUUUCUUCAUCGAAUUGUGAUGCUAAAGUCGAAUUGGAUCAGAAGGAAGCUUCGAAUGCAAGGCAUCCAAGGACCACGGCCUUCGUUUUUAUAUGGGAAUCUACCUGAGAUGCAGAAAAUCCAAUCCAAGAUCAUCAAAGGCAAGGCGUCCAGUAGUCAUGGCGAGUUAAUAGCCCAUGACUACACUUCCACCCUCUUCCCAUACUUGGAAAGAUGGAGAAAAGAAUACGGUCCAUUGUACACGUAUUCAACCGGCAUGAAGCAACACUUGUACGUGAAUCAGCCUGAGCUAGUGAAGGAAAUGAAUCAAAGCAUGACUUUGGAUUUAGGCAAACCUUGUUACGUAACAAGGAGGCUUGCACCCAUGCUCGGCAAUGGCAUUUUAAGAUCAAAUGGCCUUCUCUGGGCUCAACAAAGGAAAAUUGUCGCACCCGAGUUCUAUAUGGACAAGGUCAAGGGGAUGGUGGGGCUAAUGGUGGAGUCAGCCCAACCAUUGCUGAGGAAAUGGGAAGAGUGCAUUGAAGCACAAGGUGGCAUGGCAGCAGAUGUUAUAGUAGAUGAGGACUUGAGAAGGUUCUCAGCAGAAGUCAUCUCAAGGGCUUGUUUUGGGAUUUCAUAUACCAAAGGCAAACAAAUCUUCUCUUUGCUUAGAACUAUGCAAAAAGCCAUUUCCAAACAAAGCAUCCUUUUCGGAGUUACUGGCCAUAGUUUCAGAUUUUUUCCAGUGAAGAAGCUAAACGAGAUAGUCAGUUUGGAGAGAGAGGUCGAGUCAUUGAUUUGGGCUGCAGUGAAAGAACGGGAACGAGAGUGUCAAGAGACAUCAUCAUCGAAAGAUUUAAUGCAGUUGAUACUGGAAGGGGCCAUUAAUGACCAAAAUCUUGGAAAGGAUUCAUCCAAGCGAUUCAUUGUGGAUAACUGCAAGAAUAUAUACUUUGCCGGCCAUGAAUCGACUGCUGUUGCGGCCUCCUGGUGCUUGAUGCUACUUGCUUUACAUCCAGAAUGGCAAGAUCCUAUCAGGAUAGAACUGGCUCAAGUAUGCAAGGAUGGCUUCCCUGCUGAUGAUCUUCUCCACUUAAAAACGGUGACCAUGGUGAUUCAAGAGGCCCUACGGCUGUACCCACCAGCAGCAUUUGUAUCAAGGGAAGCACUUGGAGAUACCCAAAUUGGAAAUAUUUUUGUUCCGAAGGGUGUGUGCUUAUGGACUCUGAUACCAACAUUGCAUCGAGAUCCUGAAAUUUGGGGACCAGAUGCCAACGAGUUCAAACCUGAGAGGUUCGCUGGCGGUGUCUCCAAGGCUUGUAAACUUCCUCAAGCCUACAUUCCAUUCGGAGUUGGUCCUCGCUUGUGCUUGGGCAAAAACUUUGCGAUGGCUCAAUUGAAGGUUGUACUCUCCCUUGUUGUUUCCAAGUUCAGUCUCUCCCUGUCUGCUAAAUACAGGCAUUCACCUACUUACAGAAUGAUUGUAGAGCCGGAACAUGGUGUCCAUGUCAUCAUUCGAAAGAUACACUAGCAAGGUGCAUAACAUGCAAAUGCUCUAGUAAACCAAUGUCAAAACAUAUGCCUGGAAAUUGUCUUUGUUUACAGUGCAUGUUUAAUCUCUCGUCGGUCAUUCACUACAA
Molecule: messenger RNA, 1848 nt
Organism: Manihot esculenta (cassava)
Lineage: Eukaryota; Viridiplantae; Streptophyta; Magnoliopsida; Malpighiales; Euphorbiaceae
Product: cytochrome P450 714A1
Exons: 5
Coding region: 168-1739 (523 amino acids)
Molecular function (GO): heme binding; oxidoreductase activity, acting on paired donors, with incorporation or reduction of molecular oxygen; iron ion binding
Source: RefSeq, a predicted model, not a curated record